Thermothielavioides terrestris NRRL 8126 is the source of this 1456-nucleotide messenger RNA. RefSeq lists its product as uncharacterized. NCBI's taxonomy places the organism in Eukaryota, Fungi, Ascomycota, Sordariomycetes, Sordariales, Chaetomiaceae. The record is from RefSeq and is a predicted model, not a curated record. Bases 80 to 934 code for a protein of 284 amino acids. The transcript is spliced from 2 exons.
CCAGACCUCAAUUUCGCUGGAGACUUGAUCGCACAGCGACGCGCAUAAUCAAACCCUUAGAGAAGAGCCAACCGCCGAGAUGGACGCGCUCCGCUCGGCGAUUCAGCCCAUCACGAACAAUUUGCCCGGGCCCAUCCGUGACCUCGGCGUGUCCAUCAUCGGCGACAAGUGCUACAAGGCGCUGCUGCUCGACGUUGAUCUCGACAACGCGGACUGCCUCAAGCUCGCUAUCAGCAAGGGGCUCGGCAUCGGCAUCGUUGGCGCGUCCUCGAUCGUCAAGGUGCCGCAGAUCAUCAAGCUCGUGCAGUCGCAGUCGGCCAGCGGCGUCUCGUUCCUCUCGUACCUGCUCGAGACCAGCAGCUACCUCAUCUCGCUCGCCUACAACGUUCGCAACGCGUUCCCCUUCAGCACCUACGGCGAGACGGCGCUGGUGCUGGGGCAGAAUGUCAUCAUCACAAUCCUCGUGCUCAACUACAGCGGCAGGCCCAGCAUGGCAGCCAUGUUUGUCGCAGCGCUAGGGAUCAGCGUCGUGACGCUGUUCAGCGAGAGCAUGUUGGAGAUGCAGAAGCUGAGAUACCUCCAGGCCGGCGCUGGCGCGCUCAGCGUGGCGAGCAAAGUGCCGCAGAUCCUGGCGAUUUGGCAGGAGGGCGGGACCGGACAAUUGAGCGCCUUCGCGGUCUUCAACUACCUCCUCGGCUCGCUCACACGCAUCUUCACGACGCUGCAAGAGGUGAACGACAAGCUCAUCCUGUACGGGUUCAUCGCUGCCUUCGCGCUGAACCUGGUGCUCGCGCUGCAGAUGCUCUAUUAUUGGAACGCACCGUCGACCAAAGCGAAGGGCAAGCAGAAGGAGGACCCGGUUCAGGGGACGGACUCGGCUACGACGACCGCGACACCGAAGAGCAAAGCACCCACGACUCGUCGGCGUGGUUAGUGGAUCAGCUUGGCUUCUGGAUCUUUGCAUUCAGUUCUCGGCGCGGGCCGCGGGCGUGUCGUUUUACACUAGGUGUCGCUUUCAAUGAAUUCCCCGUUCUUCUUCGGUGACUUGAUGGUUCACUCGGCGGUGACGGGUGUCUGCUCUCCUGGAGCUAGUCCCUCCUUGUCCGUGUUCGAGACCAUUCGGCGGCAUUCGACGACGGGGUCAUGUGCUCAAUUCCCGAGGGGACCGCUGCCAAUCGUUUCGCCCAGGACAGGAUACCAGUCGCGGCCACCUGCAGCUCGGAAGAAGCCCUCAGAUGCACGAGGAGACCUGCCGAUUCCGGUGCACAGAUCGGCUCGAUAGCGUCCGCAGCAAGUCUUGACGCAGUCCACGAUUUCAUGGCCUUGAAAAUAUGUUCUUCCUGUUUAUGUGGGGGCCCUGCUUGAACUUCCCCACAUUUAACCCCUCAUCACAGCAAUUAUCGCGAUUAUCGGAGGGGAAAGAAAAAAAAAAAAAUCAGCACCGAGGGUCCAGGCG